GUGACAUGUUGUUACGCACGUGUUGAGAUUAUUUUGAAACCAGUACGAUAGUCGAGUAAUUAUUAACGGGAUGAAGAAUUUACGUGUGUUAGAGCAUCGUUACUUGGACCUGCUAAGUGCUAAGGAUAAUCCUAGUUCUUCGUCACUAAUUUUAUCCGAAGCGGAUAGUCUUUGCUGCCUAUCUAAUGACAGCGGUAAUUUUUACGUCUAUAAGGAAGGCAAAGUUCAUUGCUUAACUUCACCAGGAUUAUCGUUUCACCUGGGCAACGAAAAUGCGGUGAAUUCAAAAAUUAUCGGAUUCGAAUAUUGUGAUAUCACAUGCAAAAUCUACAUUGCUUAUGCUUGUGGACAGUUGUAUACUCUCGAGCCCGACAUACCUGAUUCGAUAGCAGAGUUCGAAGCACAAUUCAGUGAGGGAUUGCAGGUGAUGACUUUCAGCCCAGAUCUCGAAAUCGUUACUCUAGUUACUGCUAAUGAAACUGUCAUACUGAUGACAUCGAGCUGCCACAUACUUACCGAGGUAAAUUUGAAUUCCAGAGAUUUUGGUGAAAAACAAUUCGUAACUGUCGGUUGGGGUAGAAAGGAAACUCAAUUUCAUGGCUCUGAAGGUAAAUCGGCGGCAAAAGCAAAGCCCUCGUCAAUCGAAAAGUCUGAAUCAGAUGACGGUCUACCUCGAAUCUCAUGGAGGGGUGAUGGCACUUUGUUUGCGGUCAGUUUCCUCUCAAAAGAAACAAAUAUACGUCAAUUUAAAGUGUUCGAUAGAAAAGGAGUUCUUCAAUUCACUAGCGAGCCAUGUACGGGCCUGGAACAAAAUUUGGCCUGGAAACCUUCUGGCAAUUUAAUAGCAACGACGCAGAGAUUUCCAAAUAAACACGUAGUUUCACUGUUUGAAAAAAAUGGAUUGAAGCACCGCGAAUUCACUUUGCCAUUUGAACCAAAGGAGAUUUUGGUUAAAGACUUACAAUGGUCUAGUGAUUCGGAUGUACUAGCAAUUUGGUGUAUCACCAUAAAUGAUGAUACUAAUUUCGUUCAGUUAUGGAGCGAGAAUAAUUACCACUGGUAUUUGAAGCAGACGAUAUUAUUUUCCACCGAUAACCCGCCCCUGUACCUCGCUUGGACCGCCGACCCUAAACUUGGGAAGACAUUGGUGAUUUUGACAAAAGUAAAUUAUUUGACCUACACAUUCUAUUGGACCAUCAAUCACAGCAGUGGCAGAACAGAAGACGAUAAAGCCCUUGUCGGAGUGAUCGACGGAGAUCGAGCACUUUUGACCGGCUUCAGGGUCGGCGUUGUCCCUCCACCAAUGGCUCACCAAGCCCUUCAAAUUGACCAGCCGAUAAAUGAGGUGGUUUUUGGACCAGAAACCAAAGAUAAAGAUAGCUGGAUAAAUACCAACGUCCUAUUCGCCGUUCUCCACAAUAAUCAAUUAGCGUUUUACAAACAGGUACCAAACUUUGUCGAAUACGGGCACAUAAAAUCAUAUGAGAUCGAGUGGGAAGUCUCGAACCCGAUAUCGUCGUCGGCCCCAAAUUUUAUGCAUCACUUUUUGUGGUAUAAAGAGGACUCGAUACUGUGCGCCGCAACUUUGGGGACGAAUUCUCUAUUGUGCGUUAUUCAAAUGGACGGUAUUAGCCCGGCGAAAAACGGCCGACUUAUCGUGCGGGAUACCUAUCGAAUGAAUGGGACUAUUCAGCAUAUCGUCGGCAGUCCGAAUCCGGAUGUCGUUUACAUUAUGAUGGACAGGGUUGUUUACACGUACAGCAAAGAGAAAGGAGUGAAUCAGACGGAAAUAUCUGUCAACGCGACGUGCCAUCAGAUGAACGUGAUAGAAAUUGAAAAGAAGCAUGUAGUUUUGUGCCUGAGCGAUAGGUACUGUCUCUACGUCAAUGGCAAAGAAAUUGCCAACAACAUUACCAGCCUCUUUGUCCAUUCAGAAUUCUUAUUAUUAACCACGUUACAACAUACUUUGGUAAGCAUUACUUUGGAUGGCAGUGGAUUCGAAAAACUCCUGACACAGGAUUUGACUGUAAAACCAUGGGAGGGUGCGGAUAAUGAAAAAUUUAUAUCAGGCUUGAGCAUAAGGCGAUUAGAAAGAGGUUCGAAGCUCAUAACUGCGGUUUCUAAAGACACUAGAACUAUCUUACAAAUGCCCCGUGGAAAUUUGGAGUGUAUUCAACCGAGAGCAUUGUCGCUCUAUGUCAUUGGCAGAUACUUGAACGAAUUGAAUUACUACUCCGCUUUUGAUUUGAUGAGAAAACAGAGGAUCAAUUUGAACCUAUUGGUCGAUCAUGACCCAAAUUUGUUCAUCUCAAAUGCUGAUAAGUUUAUCGAUGAUAUCAAAAAUCCAAAUUGGUUGAGUCUGUUUCUAUCUGAUCUCCGAGAAGAGGAUGUUACUACUACGAUGUACUCCAGUUGCUAUCGCCAGAAAACACAAGACGGUAAGUCUUCGAAUCAGAUACCUGGCUCUGGCGAUAACUCUCAAAACUCAAGCAGCAAAUCUGUAUCGGUAAUACCAGAGAAAGGCAAAAUCGAAAAUAUUUGUGAACUCUUGAGGAAUCACAUGGAAGGAAGGCCCGAUACAGACAGAUUACUUUUGCCUAUCCUCACCAGUCUGGUGAAAAAACAAGAAAUCAAAGACCUGGAAGCAGCUUUGGUCAAAGUAAAAACGAUCAGAAAUCUGGAAAAUGAAAAUGAAAAUGAAAAACAGUUCCGUAGCUCGUCUGAAGAAGCUUUAAAAUAUCUUUUGUAUUUAGUCGAUGUUAAUACCUUGUUCGACAUCGCACUCGGAAUGUAUGAUUUCGAAUUGGUGAUGAUCGUCGCCGCAAAGUCGCAAAAGGAUCCUAAAGAAUACGUUCCAUUUUUGAAUAAUUUGAGGCAAAUGGACGAGAAUUACAUGCGCUAUUCCAUCGACGUGCACCUCAAACGCUUCGAGAAGGCCUUAAAUCACAUUUCAAAGUGUAACGAAAGAUUUAAUGAGUGUAUCACUUUCGUUAAAACACAAAAGCUAUUUUCACAAGCUCUAAAACUGUUCCCUAUAAACAGUAAGGAGUAUAAAGACAUUUCUGAGAUCUACGGCGAAUAUCUUAUCGAUGCCAGAAAGUUUCAAGAAGCAGCUAUUAUGUUUACCCGAAGCAACUGUCUCGCCAAAGCUCUCAACACCUUUACGCUAGCUGGAGAUUGGCGCGAAGCUAUCGUUGUUGCUAAACAAAUGAAAUCGAGUGUUGCAGAGUUACAUAAUUUGUGCGAGGUUCUUGUUGCAAAACUGAAAGAAGGCAGAAGAUACGCAGAAGCUGCAAUCAUAUUGACGCAGGAAUUGUGCAACUUUGAAGAUGGCAUAGCCACUCUCUGUGAAGGUAAAUUAUGGCAGGAUGCGCUGAGGGUUGCUUACCAGGUAGACCGUCUUGAUAUUAUCGAAACGCACAUAAAGCCCGGUGUUUCGGAACAUGCGGAUUACUUGAUUUCAAAAAUCAAUGAAAAUCGACAAGAUUUUACUAAGCAUAAACAACGACUGAAGAUCGUUAGAGAAGAAAAGUUACUUAGAGAAUCCCAAUCUCUGUACAAUACCGAAGGUGAUUACGAUCCCAGUGCUGCGAGAGGAGAGUCGGAUUUGUUCAGUGACACGACUAGUAUCGCCGGUUCAAUUACAAGUCGUGGAUCGCAAUCUUCCAGAACCUCGGGGCGGAGUUACCGAUCCAGUAAAAAUCGUAGGAAACAUGAAAGAAAACUCCACAGUUUGCGCGAAGGUAGUAUUUACGAAGACAUGGCUUUGAUAGCUGCAUUGCAUGGAAUCGUGACGAGUGCAUAUGCGUACAGAGCCGAGGUAAAUAUCCUGGCAAAAAUGUUGCUACGUUUCUACAACGACACUCGCGCAGAGAAGUUGCAAAAUUUGCUCGAUGAGUUUUUGAAUGAAAUUGAAAGAGGCAAAGCAGAUAUUUGGAUCGAUAACCCGAGCAACAAUACCUCCAAUUUAAUUUCUGGGAAAUAUAACGAAGUUUCUCAAUCCGUUCAAGAAGGUUCUACGCCGGAAGUGUCACUUGCACCCCAUCUUAGGUAUCCUCCCACAGCGAAUCCAAUCAUUUGGAAACUGGAGAUGUUAUCUCUGCAGACCUGAUUAAAAAAGUUGACGAAGGAUAUCGGGAGUCAGACCGUUAUUUCAGAAGCAAAUGAGCACAUUAACGUAAGAAUUCUGAAGUCACCAAAUUUUGUUUUCAACAUAACCUUCUUUGGAUUUCAACUACGCGGAGCAGGCCAGAUUAUUCGAAAUGUGAAGAGUGAAAAUUGCGACGAUAAUUAUAACCAGACUUUCAAUUUAAUGAGAUAACAGUGACAAUAUUAAUUGACAAGUAUACAGGAUUCCUCUUUUACACCUAAAUAAUACACAUCAUAGUUACGCGUUACAUUCGUUUUAUGUAUAUCAAAGUUAUAACGGAAUGGCAUUGUCGGCAUUGAGUUUCACGAAACUUGAAAGUGAUCAAUGAAACUCACCAUCAAAUAUAUAUAUAUAUAAUAUCACUGUAACAAAGUCUUUUGUAACUAUGUCAACUUUGAUCACUGCGUGUGACCUUUUCUUUUCUCCAGUUAAAAAUUACUUGCCAUUCGUAUCAAAUUAUAUGUAUAUGCGGUGUUAGCGCUUCAAAUGUGCUUUGGCGUGUGCGCUUGAUAUGAAAUCUAAAGUUUACCCAAUGUAAUUAUUCUCUAAUACUAUACAACGUGAGAAUCAGUCA
Athalia rosae (coleseed sawfly) is the source of this 4724-nucleotide messenger RNA. RefSeq names its product putative elongator complex protein 1 (gene Elp1). The transcript has 11 exons. Gene Ontology annotation, biological process: tRNA wobble base 5-methoxycarbonylmethyl-2-thiouridinylation. The record is from RefSeq and is a predicted model, not a curated record. NCBI's taxonomy places the organism in Eukaryota, Metazoa, Arthropoda, Insecta, Hymenoptera, Athaliidae. Gene Ontology annotation, cellular component: cytosol; elongator holoenzyme complex. The coding region runs from base 71 to 4111 and encodes 1346 amino acids. Gene Ontology annotation, molecular function: tRNA binding.